Trichoderma breve is the source of this 2541-nucleotide messenger RNA. Its product is annotated as high-temperature-induced dauer-formation protein domain-containing protein. The coding region runs from base 1 to 2541 and encodes 846 amino acids. NCBI's taxonomy places the organism in Eukaryota, Fungi, Ascomycota, Sordariomycetes, Hypocreales, Hypocreaceae. The record is from RefSeq and is a predicted model, not a curated record. Gene Ontology annotation, cellular component: Golgi medial cisterna; Golgi trans cisterna; membrane. The transcript is spliced from 5 exons.
AUGGGGGCCAGCGACUCCAAGAUAGGAUUUAAGCAGGGCAUCUUCAGAUUAUCAGAGGAGCGCAACAUUGCGGCGCAUGAUCCUUACUGGACUUCGUUUUGGGAGCUUCCUGAAUCCUCGGAAGAUGUUUUUAGUCUUUUCUCGCCCAACGAUAUCCGCCGAACUCGUGACAAUGCCCUAGAAAAUAUCGAGACCUUGAUUCAAACCCUGACAACGCGAGCCUUUACUCUACGACACCAUCCAUCCUUUCCAGAUCCCGACCAAGCUCCAGAACGAGACAUUCUGAACUGUAUCAGGGUUCUUACCCGAGUACUGCCAUACUUAUAUGAGAAAGAGAGCUUAGGACCUUGGGAAGAAAAGUUCCUGUGGACACCCCGACAGGUAAAGGGCCGAACUGUCAAAAACGAAGUGCUGUUUGAUGAAGCUCAGGAAGGGAAAGAGCCGGUGCAGUCCGCAGCUGAGACGCAUGAGAACCUGAGACCUCUAGCGGAGGAGCUGAUAGACACCUUGGUCGAUCUCCUAUUCUUCUCAGAUUUCACUCUCCCUCGCCAGCCAAAUGGACAGUCCAAGGUUACGUAUGCCAUAUGGCAGAGCGGGGUUGGAUGCAAUACCGCGGUGGCAACGACCAAAGAAUUUGAAAGCAACCGAUGUGAAAUUCUAAGGCUCCUCAUGACUCUUGCUGGCCAAAGCAUGUACACAACCCCGGGAGUGCUGCCACAGAGGGGAGUGCGGACUCUAACCUACCUCUGCACGUCUCCCGAUAAGCAGGUGGUGCUCUCGGUUCUUUGUUCCCUUCUAAACACUACGUUGAAAUAUAAUCCAGCGAGCUGGCGCGUACCAUACAACACCUUAGUGUUCAGAGACACUAAGCAGGUUCUUCCGCUUCAAGAGAAGAGCUCAUACAUUCCUGGCUCUCAAUCUUCUUCUAACCUUGCUCCAGAGGUAUUAAUGCUAUUCUGGGAACUCAUUCAAUGCAAUAAGCGAUUUCGGUCCUUCAUCAUUGAUACCGAUCGGGCACACGACUUCGUUGUCCUAGCACUAUUCUACGCUCUAGAAUACAGGAAUGAGCCAUCUAAGCAGGGUGUUGUGCGCAUGUGCGCGUUUCUCUUACAGACAUUGAGCGUUGAAGCGAGCUUUGGUUCUCAUUUGAACAAGAUUUUCGAAGGCCAAGAAAGCCUCCCUGCGAGCAUCAGAAUCAACGCAUUCAGGGGCACCUACGCUGAUUUCCUUUUACACUCAAUUUAUACAUUGAUCACUACAAGUCAGGGCAACUUCGCUCCAGUUUACCCGGCGCUUCUAGCAAUCAUCAACAACAUAGCUCCACAUAUUGAAGGACUGAGUGCUUCCAGUGGCUCCCAGCUCAUGCAUCUGUUUUCGCUGAUGGCAUCGCCAUCAUUUCUACUUGCCAAUGAAACUAAUCAUGUCCUCUUACACUCUCUGCUGGAUUCGAUCAAUUCCAUUCUUGAAAACAAAUACCGCCAGAAUCCGGAGCUAAUACUGGCCAUUAUCAAGAACAAGAAGCGUAUUGAGGCGCUCAGAACAUUCACCCUGGAAAGUGGACAAGAGGAGAUUGAGAAGAUCAAUAGAAGAAGGAAGGAUGCUGGGGCCGCGAUUCACACUGGGCUUUUCGACGACGGAUCUCGACGAAGCUCUGCCGACAGCAUACGAAGCCCAUCGAACGCCCUAUCUCGAACGCAAUCGUUGGAAGAAGUCCCCGAGGACAGCGCUUUUGCCGUCGGAGACGACGAUGACGACGAAGAUAGCGACGAGGAGCCUCAGCCCACACCAGCCGCAUCAACUGCUAGCGAAAAUCCGUCUCAGGCAUCAUCAGUAACUAAUGUUGAAGAUGCAGUGCCUGUACAGCUACGAGGAAUGUCCGAGAAAGCCCGGGGAAAGAUGCCGGCUAAUAUCCAGUCCUUCUCCCGGCAGAACAGCUCAACAAGUCUUGGCGCAUAUUCGACCACCAACCAGGCAUUUGGUGGCAGUUUUGAGCCGACAGCCUCGUGGAUCGAUAGUUGGUUGCCAGAAUUACCUCUACAUACCAUCCUGAUUAUCAUUCAGCAAGCAUCGAGCAUUCUCCCACGACAAGCAUCGGCCAGAGAUGCUACAGCUGACACGCUGCGUCGAAUUCAAAAGAUUGAAUUUGUCGGCCUCGAGCCGUCUGCCGUACGAGUCCACUUAUUUGAAUGGUCCCAGCUGGCGCUCGGAUGGUACGAGUCCCUGCUCUGGGGCGUCAUCUUUGCCAGUGAAAUGCAGAUUGCAAAGGGUACCAUGGGUAUCUGGAAUGGCACGGCCAUCAAGCUCUUCCGAGUCCAGGAGACGGCGCCGGCAGGCCCCACUCUGACCUCACCCAGAGGGGCUGUGGAUGCUGUCGGAAGCAAUAUUGUGUCACGUAUCGGCCAAAUAAAUCUUCGCGGCGCCAUUGAUCCAAUCAUCCCCCCUGGAAGUCUGGAUGCCUGGUGGGCACAUCCCUGUACGGUGCUGGCAACCAUUGGCGACAAGGAACAGAGUACCGCAGUGUUCUUCCUCUUAAUUCAUUAA